UGUGUUCUUGCUUUUCAUUAUCGGAAGACUGUGGCAUUGAUCUGAACGUACGACAACGCAGCCCAGUAUCGCCAACAUGGCUCAACAAAUGCAACCAAUCUACCAGGGACAACGACCACCAUACAACGAUUCCAUACUCACAAUCACAAAGAGAAGCUGUGCUGAUCCGUAUGUACUAUGGGACAAGGGCACUUACUACAUGACCUUUACAUGUGGCGGGCACGUUGAGAUUUGGUCUGCGGAUUCCCUGUUCGAUUUCGAAGAGCGGUCCAAAAAGACCGUCGUAUGGAGGCCACCGCCCAACCAGCCCUACUCGGCCGAUAUCUGGGCGCCAGAACUGCAUUCCAUCCAAGGCCGCUGGUACGUCUACUUUGCCGCCGACGACCCAAAGCACGGCAACAAGUCUCACCGCAUGUUCGUUCUUGCGGGCCCACCAUCCGACGAAGACCCCCUCGAGCCCAGCAAGUGGAAUUUUUUCGGCCGUCUAGGAGGUCUGCCGGAGCACCAGUGGGCCAUUGACGGCACAGUCAUCUACCUGCACGGCUCCAUGCUCUUCGUCUACUCAGGCUGGCCCCUCGGCACCGAAGCCGACGAGUCGCGCCAGGAAAUCUUCAUCAUCGAAAUGGUCUCCCCCACCGAAUGCACCGGCCACCCCGUCCGCAUCAGCACCCCGGACCUGCCGUUUGAAUUCUCAGGCAACAGCGGUAUCAACGAGGGUCCGCAGUUCCUGUCCUCGCCAGACGGGCGCUGGAUGGGCAUCGUGUAUAGUUGCGCGGGCAGCUGGACGCACGAGUACAAGAUGAACAUCUUGUACUACACCGGUGGUCACCCGCUCGAUCAGCACUCCUGGGCUAAAUCAAACGUCCCGCUGCUCAAAGCCGCCCGCGACGACUCGCCCCCGUAUGGACCUGGUCACGGCAACUUUGUCAUGGUAAAUGGACCCGGUGGGCCAGAGGUCUGGGGCGUCUUCCACGCUACGGACGCGAAGACGGGGUGGGAAGGACGGAAAGCGCGGGUUAUGCGUGUGGGGUGGGGGAAUGGGGGCCCAUUUAUGGGGUCAGGAGAGUGCGGGAGGUGUUGUAGUGAGAUUCAGCACUUUAUCCAGGGAUGUCCCGGGGGCGAGUGUGGUGGUCAGGGUCAUUGUGGGGGCGAGGGGGGCGCCGGUGGUGGGUAUAUGGAGCCAGGGAAGCAGGGAGCAGGACAUUCCAAGGAGGAUUUGAAGAGGGAGGUGAAGAAUCUGGUUAAGGAGGGGAAGGGGUUGAUUAGUAAGUUUUUGAAGUGAGGGACUUGGAUUGGGGUUGGGGUGGGAAGAGGGAGUUGAAAGGGUGACUCGAUGGUUACCCCCUGUGUUAGAGAAUUGGCCUGGCACGAAGACAUGUUCUCGGUUUAGAGUUUAGCAGAUCGGGAUUCGUAUAAAGUAGAUUUCCUCCCC
Bipolaris maydis ATCC 48331 is the source of this 1432-nucleotide messenger RNA. Its product is annotated as glycoside hydrolase. Gene Ontology annotation, molecular function: hydrolase activity, hydrolyzing O-glycosyl compounds. NCBI's taxonomy places the organism in Eukaryota, Fungi, Ascomycota, Dothideomycetes, Pleosporales, Pleosporaceae. The record is from RefSeq and is a predicted model, not a curated record. Gene Ontology annotation, biological process: carbohydrate metabolic process.